Molecule: messenger RNA, 912 nt
Organism: Funneliformis geosporum
Lineage: Eukaryota; Fungi; Glomeromycota; Glomeromycetes; Glomerales; Glomeraceae
Source: the annotation of a GenBank genome assembly
AUGAGUAAAUUUUAUGGCGCAAGUGAUGAACAAGAAAAUAUUAAUGUUUUGAACCGAGCAAUUGAAUUAGGAUGCAAUUUCUUGGAUACUGCUGAUGUUUAUGGAGAUAAUGAAAUUAUCCUUUCAAAAUUUCUUAAAGAACGUCGUAAUGAAGUUUUUCUAUGUACGAAAUUUGGUUUUAUUCAAGAUCCAACAACGUUUAGUAUAAUAGGUACACCUGAGUAUGUUCACCAAGCUUGCGAAAAUUCCUUAAAAAGAUUGGGAAUAGAUUGCAUCGACCUUUAUUAUCAACAUCGUGUGGAUCCUAACACCCCUAUCGAAGAUACUGUCGGUGCUUUAGCAGAACUUGUUAAAAAAGGAAAAAUUAAGUAUAUUGGUCUUUCCGAAUGUUCUGUCGAAACUCUUCGACGUGCCCAUAAAGUUCAUCCUAUUGCCGCGGUUCAGUUUGAAUAUAGCCCUUGGACUCUCGAUAUUGAAACAAAUGGGAUUAUGGAAGCUUGUCGUGAAUUAGGUAUCACUAUAGUAGCAUAUAGUCCACUUGGACGCGGGUUUCUAACAGGAAGAUAUAAAUCUUUUGAUGAUUUAGAACCGGGUGACAUAAGAAGAACUCAUCCUCGAUUUCAACCAGAAAAUUUUGCUAAAAACCUAGAACUCGUACAUAAAAUUAAUGAAUGUGCUAAUAAGAAAGGUAUUACUCCAAGUCAACUUUGUCUUUCUUGGGUUCUAGCACAGGGAGAUGGUAUUGUUGUUAUCCCUGGUACAAAGAAAGUUAAAUAUUUAGAAGAAAAUCUUGAAGCAGCAAAAAUUCAACUUACUUCUGAAGAAUUAUCUGAAAUUAGAAAAAUUAUUAGUUCUGUUGAAAUUAUCGGUACUAGAUAUACAGCUGUAUCUAUGCAGACGUUGGAUAAAUAG